ACUUCAGUGUUCCAAUGUCAUUGUUUAUUGGUAAUAAGUGUGCAAUUAUACUCAGCACUAGCGUUUCUCGGAUCGAUUUUUUGGGUUUUGAUGGUUGUAUUGCUUAUUGUGGGCCUUUGGAAGCGUCGUCUUUGGUUAAUUUCCUGUUGGUUGAUCUUUUCGGUAAUUGGCAUUGUUGUGGACAUACUAUUUUUUAUAUGGACCAUUUCAACUUCCGAAUCUAUAGCAUGGAGAGGAAUUGUACAUUUUACCCUUCUCUAUUUGGGCAUUGUUGUUGAAUGGCUCUGCAUUUAUAUUGUCUACAAAUACUACUUGGAGAUAGGUAGUAUUGCUGAGAAUCCUGUGGAGAAAACAAUCUCAAAUAUUUCAAUUAACCAAUUUGAGCAGCCUUCAAGACGUUCAAAUGUGCGGAAGUCCAAAGAAUCACAAAGACCAGUGUCACAUGACCAAUCUUUCAAAAAUCCAAAAGAAGAAAGCGACUGAGUCAAAGAAAGCUGCCCCAGCUUCGUUAUUGUAAAGAACACGGAUUAUUAGCUUUUAAAAGAAGGCAGUACAACAUGCUCAAUAUAUAUUUGAUAUUAUAAGUUACUCACUUGCAUACAUAUGACAUGCAUAAGUGUUAAAUACAAAAUAACAAUGAA
Messenger RNA from Drosophila grimshawi, 641 nucleotides. RefSeq lists its product as uncharacterized. Lineage: Eukaryota; Metazoa; Arthropoda; Insecta; Diptera; Drosophilidae. The transcript has 6 exons. Bases 91 to 483 code for a protein of 130 amino acids. The record is from RefSeq and is a predicted model, not a curated record.